Molecule: messenger RNA, 2450 nt
Organism: Quercus robur (English oak)
Lineage: Eukaryota; Viridiplantae; Streptophyta; Magnoliopsida; Fagales; Fagaceae
Product: beta-galactosidase 13-like
Exons: 18
Coding region: 1-2322 (773 amino acids)
Biological process (GO): carbohydrate metabolic process
Cellular component (GO): vacuole; cell wall
Molecular function (GO): carbohydrate binding; beta-galactosidase activity
Source: RefSeq, a predicted model, not a curated record
AUGUGGCCAGACCUUCUCUUAAAGGCUAAACAAGGAGGUUUGAAUGUGAUUCAAACUUAUGUGUUUUGGAACAUUCACGAGCCUGAACAAGGGAAGUUCAAUUUUGAAGGAAAUUAUGAUUUGGUGAAAUUCAUCAAGAUGAUUGGGGAGCAUGGAAUGUAUGUAACCCUCAGGAUUGGGCCAUUCAUCCAAGCAGAAUGGAACCACGGAGGACUUCCAUAUUGGCUAAGGGAGAUCCCUGACAUAACAUUCCGCUCUGAUAACCCACCAUUCAAGUACUACAUGAAAAGAUAUGUGAAGAUGAUUGUCAAGAUGAUGAAAGAGGAGAAACUAUUUGCUUCACAAGGAGGCCCCAUCAUCUUAUCACAGAUUGAAAAUGAAUACAACCAUAUCCAACUUGCAUUUAAAGAGUUGGGAGACAGAUAUGUUCAAUGGGCAGCAAAAACGGCAGUGUCACAGAAAACUGGAGUUCCAUGGAUCAUGUGCAAGCAAAAGGAUGCUCCUGACCCAGUGAUCAAUACAUGCAAUGGAAGACACUGCGGAGACACUUUCACAGGCCCAAACAAACCCUACAAACCUUCUUUAUGGACUGAGAACUGGACUGCCCAGUAUAGAGUAUUUGGAGACCCUCCAUCUCAAAGAGCAGCUGAAGAUAUUGCAUACUCAGUUGCCCGCUUCUUCUCAAAGAAUGGAACUCUGGUCAACUACUAUAUGUACCAUGGUGGGACAAACUUUGGCAGAACAAGCGCAGUCUUUACAACAACUCGCUACUAUGAUGAAGCUCCUCUUGAUGAAUAUGGUUUGCUGAGGGAACCCAAAUGGGGUCACCUUAAGGAUGUGCACAAGGCUCUAAAAUUAUGCAAAAAGGCUCUACUUUGGGGUACUCCUGGUAACCAAAUUUUGGGCAAGGAUACAGAUGCUCAAUUCUAUGAAAAGCCUGGAACCAAUAUUUGUGCUGCAUUUUUGACCAAUACCAACAGUAGGGUGCCAGCAACUGUUAGUUUCAGGGGUCAGGCAUACUACCUGCCAGCGCGUUCCAUUAGCAUCCUCCCUGAUUGCAAGACUGUUGUCCUCAACACUCAAACAAUUGUAGCACAACAUAAUGCAAGGAACUUCAAGAAAUCAAAGGUUGCAAGCAAUCUUAAAUGGGAAAAAUCCUCAGAACCCAUCCCAACCGUUGAGCAACUGCCAAUUGAUUCCAAGAAUCCAAAGGAGCUCUAUGGUUUGCUGAAGGAUACGACAGAUUAUGCAUGGUACACCACUAAAAUAGAAUUGGAUCCUCAUGACUUGAACUCGAGGGAAGAUAUUAACCCAGUACUUCGUGUUGCAAGUCUUGGUCAUGCCUUGCUUGCAUUUGUGAAUGGCAAAUAUGUUGGAUCGGGACAUGGGAGCCAUGACGAAAAGAGCUUUGUGUUUGGGCAUGGUGUGGAUUUCCAUCCCGGGGUUAACUAUAUAACAUUGCUUUGCAUGACAGUGGGACUCCCAGAUAGUGGAGCCUACAUGGAGCACAGGUUUGCUGGUCCUCGUGCUGUAACCGUCUUAGGUUUGAACACUGGAACACUUGAUCUGACAGCCAAUGGUUGGGGACAUAAGGUUGGCCUACAAGGAGAAAAGCUUCGCGUGUACACUCAGGCAGGAUCACACAGGGUACAAUGGAGCAAUGUCGAUGAUAAUCGACCGGCUCUUACAUGGUACAAGACAUAUUUUGAUGCUCCUGAAGGGCAUGACCCAGUUGCAAUCAGGAUGAAUGGUAUGGGCAAGGGAAUGAUUUGGGUUAACGGUAAAAGCAUUGGCCGUCAUUGGAUGUCCUACCUCUCUCCUCUUGGAAAGCCUUCUCAAUCAGAGUACCAUAUCCCAAGAGCCUUCAUAAAGCCAACACAAAAUCUCCUUGUUGUAUUGGAGGAGGAGGAAGCGAGCCCUGAAAAAAUUGAUAUCUUGAUUGUCAAUAGAGAUACAGUCUGUAGCAUCAUAACUGAGCAUCAUCCACCUAAUGUGAAGUCAUGGGAAAGGAAGGACAGCCAUAUUAGACCUGUAGUGGUUGAUAUGAAGCCAGAAGCUCAUCUCAAGUGCCCAAACAACAGAGAUAUUGUAUCUGUGGAGUUUGCUAGCUAUGGUGAUCCUUAUGGUACUUGUGGAAGCUUUGUUACGGGCAAAUGCCAUGCUGCUAUUACCAAGGAGAUUGUUGAACAGCAUUGCUUGGGAAAAACUAGCUGUUCAAUUCCAAUGCACCCAGACGUUUUCUUCAAAAACAAUGAUGCUUGUCCAAGUGUUGAGAAGAAACUUGCUAUUGAAGUGAGGUGCGGCCGCAGCAAGAACCAUUAGAGAAUAUCAGACAGAGUCAUGAAUGUCUGUGAUUAUGGAUUUGAAGUGGGGUUAAAAGCUUGUAACAGUUUCAAUGGCAAAGUAGACUAAGAGUUAUUGAAAUUCAAAUUUAUUCUUUUUAACAAGUA